AGGAGGGGGAGGGGGCUCCUUAUAGGUGGAGUCUCUUCCCCGCUUCCAGUCCCAGCAGGACCAGCCCUGCUCAUGGCUUGUUUCUCCUCCCCAGCCCUGCCUGCCCAGCUCCCUGUCCAGCUUCCCCAUGAGGCGUGAGCUCUGUGGACUCAGGAAUGGCCCCUGUGCUCCUGACAGCCAGGGUCUGCCAGGAGCCAGUGACCUUCCAGGAUGUGGCGGUGGCCUUCACACAGGAGCAGUGGGCUUACCUGGACCCUUCUCAGAAGGAGCUGUACCGGGACGUGAUGCUGGAGACCUACCAGAACUUGCUGUGCCUGGGACUGGCCACGUCUAAGCCCGAGGUGAUCCACCAGCUGGAGCGAGGGGAGGCUCCUUGGACACCAGAUAGAAGAGUCCCAGGGAGCAGCUGUCCAGAUUUGGAGACUAGGUCUGAAAGCAAGGAGUCAACUGCAAAGCCGGGCUUUUUGAUGGAGCAGUUAGGACCGGACAGACUUAUGGGGGAUGUUCUCUGUCUCUCCAAUUUAAAGGAAGACUGGGAAAGUGAUGCGGCAUUUGGGAGGCACCAGAAUUUUGAGGUGAAAAAUUCUCAGCAAGUAAACAUCACCCAAACAAAAAUUGUUAAUGAAGUAAGAGGCCAUGAAUGUAGUAAAUACAGUCAAAGUGCCAUGCGAAAACCGAAACUUUUUUCACAAUAUAAAAUACAUCUAGGAAAGAAACUCCAUAAAUUUGCUACACACAGAAAGAGCUUCCUUCCAACUUCAGGCUCAAAUAAAUGUAAUAGCAUCUGCUCAAAGAAGAAAUUUUCUCUGUAUAAUGAAUGUGGGAAAUCCUUCACUCCUCAAUCAGACUUUAUUGAAUACCUUAGAGUAUAUCCUGGAGAGAAAAUUAAUGAGUAUAAGGAACGUGGGAAAGACAUAAACCUCAGCCUAUUUAUUAAUUCCCAUCAGACAAUAGAUAUUGGAGGAAAAAACCCUAAAUGCAGCAACUUUGAGGGGGCUUCCCCAGAGAGUGUACGAUUUAUUCAACAGCAGAGAACCCAUACUGGAGAUAAACCUUAUGAGUAUGGUGAAUGUUGGAAGCCUGUCAAUCACAGCUCAUCCCUUACUUCCCAUGAGAAGAUUUCCACUGAGAAGAAACCUUAUGAAUGCAAUGGCUGUGGAAAGGUUUUCUUCGAGAGUAGAAAGCUAACUCAUCAGAGAAUUUGUAUUGGAGAGAUACCCUAUAAAUGUAAUGAAUGUGAAAAGGCCUUUCCCCAGAGCUCAGAAAUCACCCAUCUUCAGAGAAUUAAUAGUGGAGAGAAACCUUACAAAUGUAAUUAUUGUUGGAAGGUUUUUCACCAGAGACAGCAAGUUACUGAACAUGAGAGAACCCAUACUGGAGAGAAACCUUAUAAAUGUGAUGAGUGUGAGAAAACCUUCCAGCGGCGUGCACACUUUUCCCGUCAUCAAAGAAUUCAUACUGGUGAGAAACCUUUUGAAUGUAAUUGCUGUGGGAAGACCUUUUCAGCAAGACGAUCGCUUACUCAACAUCAGAGGAUUCAUACUGGAGAGAAACCGUAUAAAUGUGAUCAGUGUGAGAAGACCUUCCACCAGAGCGCACAUCUUUCUCAACACCAGAGAAUUCAUACUGGAGAGAAGCCUUACAAAUGUAAUCAUUGUUGGAAGGCCUUUCGCCAGAGAGGGCAACUUACUGAACAUGAGAGAACCCAUACUGGAGAGAAACCUUAUAAAUGCGAUCAGUGUGAGAAAACCUUCUACCGGAGCACACACCUUUCCCAGCAUCAAAGAAUUCAUACUGGCGAGAAACCUUUUGAAUGUAAUCACUGUGGAAAGACCUUUUCAGCAAGGCAAUCACUUACUCAGCAUCAGAGGAUUCAUACUGGAGAGAAACCUUAUAAAUGUGAUCAGUGUGAGAAGACCUUCCACCAGAGCACACAUCUUUCCCAACAUCAGAGAAUUCAUACUGGAGAGAAACCUUACAAAUGUAAUCAUUGUUGGAAGGCCUAUCGCCAGAGAGGGCAACUUACUGAACAUGAGAGAACCCAUACUGGAGAGAAGCCUUAUAAAUGUGAUGACUGUGAGAAGACCUUCCACCGGAGCACACACCUUUCCCAGCACCAAAGAACACAUACUGGUGAGAAACCUUUUGAAUGUAAUCGUUGUGGGAAGACCUUUUCCACCAGGCAAUCACUUACUCAGCAUCAGAGGAUUCAUACUGGAGAGAAACCUUAUGAAUGUAAUGAAUGCAGAAAGGCCUUCCAUAUGAAGAAAGAGCUUACCCAACAUCAGAGAAUUCAUACUAGAGAGAAACCUUAUGAAUGUUAUCACUGUAGGAAGGCGUUCUGCUUGAGUACACAGCUUACCCAGCAUCAAAGAAUCCAUAUUAGAGAUAAACCUUUUUUAUUGCAAUCACUAUGGAAAGACCUUCCAACUAAGCAUACGCUUCAUCUGACAUCAGAGAACUCAUACUGGAGAGAAACCUUUUGAAUGUAAUUGCUGUGGGAUUACAUUACAAAUGUAAUCGUUGUUGGAACGUCUUUUGCCAUAGAAAGCAAAUUACUGAACAUGAGAGAACCUAUACUGGAGAAAAGCCUUAUAAAUGUGAAAAGUGUGAGAAGACCUUCCACCAGCACACACACCUUUCUCAGCAUCAAAGAAUUCAUACUGGUGAAAAGCCUUUUGAAUGUAAUCAAUGUAGAAAAGCCUUGUUUUGGAGAACACAUCUUACCUGACACAAGAGAAUUCAUACUGGAGAGAAAAUUUAUAAAUGUGAUCAGUAUGGAAAGAUUUUUGGCCAGAAAGGCAACCUUACUCAACAUGAAAGAAUUCAUAUUGGAGAGAAACCUUACAAGUGUAAUUAAUAUGGGAAGUCCUUCCUCAUCAAUAGAAUCCUUAUCCAACAUCAGAGAACUCAUACUGGAGAAAAUAAAUAUCUGUAUUGGCAAUCAAAAUGGGCUCUUAGUACUUAAUUCAACCAAGUACCCUUGAAGAGUUUGACCUUUAUUUCUUUGAUUAAAUUAGGAGUCUUUGAUGACCUCCUUGCCUCAAGGGAAAACCUAGUUCACAUGGGUUUGAGUGACAUGUUUAUGACAUCAGAGGCUUUUAGACCACAUGGGUUUAAGUUGCAUUUUUGUGAUGAUUUUAAGUCACGUGGGUGAGUCGCAUGUGUGACUCACCCUUGACCCUGAAAAAGAUGUAAAACCAGAGGUUGGCUUUCUUUCUUUUCAGAGCUCUGACCCACAGCAGGAGUAUUGUGUGACUCUGGGCCAGCCCUGGUUGAGCUCCCGGCUGAACUCACAUGUUGGUAACUAUGAAUUGUAUUUGUUCUGUCUGUUGAUGUUUGUAAUUUGUAUUUACUCUGAAGUUCAGGGUGCUGGCUUUUUCCCCUGAACUAAGUGAAUGAUAUUUGUAUGCUGGAUUAAAGUAAGAUUGUUAACCCCUU
This is a messenger RNA of Trichosurus vulpecula (common brushtail), 3441 nucleotides long. Its product is annotated as zinc finger protein 2 homolog. Bases 156 to 2486 code for a protein of 776 amino acids. The transcript has 4 exons. The record is from RefSeq and is a predicted model, not a curated record. Lineage: Eukaryota; Metazoa; Chordata; Mammalia; Diprotodontia; Phalangeridae. Gene Ontology annotation, biological process: regulation of transcription by RNA polymerase II. Gene Ontology annotation, molecular function: DNA-binding transcription factor activity; RNA polymerase II cis-regulatory region sequence-specific DNA binding.